UUCUAUAUAAACCCCCCAAAGCCUCUUGUAUUCCUUCAUGCAAAGCUUCGACUAAUCACACACUAUAAUCCUAUUCAUCAACAUUGCAUCUCCUAUAUCUCUCUUUAUUUCCUUCCUUCCUUGUUCAAAUCGAGUUUGUUCACUCCUGUUUGGUAUUUCCUUUUUCCAAAGUUUUCAGUAUACGUUUUCAUCAUGAAGAAGGCUUCAGUUUUCUUGAAGCAGAUAAUCACCUUGCUGAGCUCGAUAGCCAAAGCCAAGACAAUGGCGAUCAAGAGCAAAACCAGCGCGGCCAAGGCUCGCCUCGUAAUGUUCUCUUUGCUGAAGAACAAGAAGGUCUUGAUGGACACUGUCUCCCACAAGUUUCAUAACCUCCUCGGCCACCACGACAAAGACAGCAACCAAGGGGAUGGCGAUGGAGACGAGAGCCGGGCCAUUGUGCUCUACAAUGCCAUUGCCAACGAGUACUCGCAUGCAGCUGGCUCGAGCCGCCUGCACACUAUUGAAGACGAGGAGGAGGAUGACAAUGACAAGUACCCAGAUCUGAGGCACUGCCUUUUCGACGAAGACGAAAACUUUGAUGACAUUAAGGCCGGUGUGUCUGUGGUUGAUAUUGUCAAGAAUUCGAGAGUGGAAGGAGAGGAUUUCAAGCUGGAAGACGAGAUAGAUCAAGUUGCGGACUUGUUCAUUACAAGGUUUCAUAAACAAAUCCGCUUGCAGAAGCUUGAGUCGUUCAAGAGGUACAAAGACAUGCUCGAGAGAAGCACCUAGACUGGACUUAAUUUCUCAGUGCAAAAUUUUUUACAUACAUGUGGGGGGCAUUCAAUCCAACCCGCCCUCCUUAUAUUAUAUCUACUAGCUAGUACUUCUGUACUUGAUCAGCCAACUCCUCACGCAGAUAAUUGGCCCGGCCGGUUUCAGAAGUUAUAUACAUAUAACUGAAACCAUAGGCUUCGGGGUUUGGGGAUUGUUUCUAUUUUUUCUUUUUUCUUUUUCUCUUUGACAUUUGUUGCCUUGUAAUUUGCAUAAGCUUAAUGCUGCUACCACUACUGAUGUAUAGUUUUGAUAUGAAUAAACGUUGGUAUUGGUAUGGUA
Rosa chinensis is the source of this 1092-nucleotide messenger RNA. RefSeq lists its product as uncharacterized. The transcript has a single exon. The record is from RefSeq and is a predicted model, not a curated record. NCBI's taxonomy places the organism in Eukaryota, Viridiplantae, Streptophyta, Magnoliopsida, Rosales, Rosaceae. The coding region runs from base 193 to 768 and encodes 191 amino acids.